GGGUUGGCUGGCGUCUCAACUAAACCCUACUCCCUACAACACCCACACACCCCUUCGAGGUUCCGCUGCCGUCGUCGCGGCUCCCAGUUGACGGGAGAAGCGGCGGAGGCGGGAGGAGGAGAGAGAUGGUAUCCUGGUCUCUCGCCGUGACGGAUAUCGACGGCGGCUACGGAUGCUCCAGUGCUCGCCAAUCACAGUUUGUUUGGUGGGCGGUUCCACGCUGCGUGCUGAUUGACAUGACCAUCGUCGAGUCAGCGAUGGCUCCGAGUGCACCGGUCGACCGAUGGGGAUUGAGUGGGGACGAUAUUGGGCUCUGAUUGACGGGAUGUUAGACAAAUAGAGGAUGGAGAUUUGGCUCACGGACGCGGCAGUGUAAGGGCGGGAUCCGAUUCUGACAGAUGCUGUAGUGUUCCAAUAGGGAGUGGAAUCUGGCUCUGAUGGACGUGGCGGCUAACCAAUUGGGUUUCUCGGUGUGGGUGUCUCUCUGGAGGAAGUUGUUUGGUAUAAUGGUGGUAUUACCCCUGGUUAUUAGUGACUGCUGGGUUAGUUAGCGAUGUUUCAGGGUAAACUCGCGCAGAGCUGAGUCCAGGCAGCUGUGAAGAUGGGAGAUGACAGACCGUUUGUCUGCUCUGCACCAGGGUGUGGGCAGAGAUUCACCAACGAAGACCACCUGGCUGUCCACAAACACAAACAUGAGAUGACCCUCAAGUUCGGGCCAGGUCGUGAUGGGGUCAUCGUUGCGGACCAGACCCCUACACCUACCCGCUUCCUGAAAAAUUGUGAGGAGGUUGGGCUGUUCACAGAGCUGGCAAAUCCCUUUGAGCAAGAGUUCAAGAAGGCAGACGAGGAAGAGUGCAAAAAGGACCAUCCCCCAAAGCGACCAGGCAACACAACACCCACAAUUGUAAGGCCAGGCUCACUGCUGUUGGCCUAUGAGUCAGGACCCUCCCUGCAUCCCACAAUACCUUCGCCGACCUCGGUCAUCACACCCACUCCCCCCUCCAACAGAACACUGUCGUCUCCUACUGGACCUGUGCCUGUCCUUCUGCACCUGCCGAAUGGACAGACCAUGCCUGUCAACAUCCCUAGCCCCACCCUGCAGAUACCCACCGUCAUCUCUAUCGCACGGCCUGGAUCGCUUGUUCCCAACAUCCCGGGAAUCCCGGGGCCAACUUCCAACAGCAGUCAGCCCCCGUCUCCCUCCACCCCACCCAUGCAGUCGGAGGCCAAAAUGCGGCUGAAGUCGACACUGACCUUGCAGAACCUGCCGAUGGUAAAUGGGAACGUGAUUUCCAGUACGGUGAGCACACAGCAUGGCCAGAACAGCAACUCGCUGCCCACUGCUGUCUCCCCGUCACAGACUCAGAAUUCACUGUCACAGCCCACUGUUCCCUCGGGAGGGGGCCGGCGAAGACGUGGUGUAGAGGAGGACCCGGAUGAGCGUCGGAGGAGGUUUCUGGAACGGAACCGAGCGGCUGCCUCCCGUUGCAGGCAGAAACGCAAAGUGUGGGUGUCUUCGUUGGAGAAGAAGGCCGAGGAACUGGGACACAUGAACGUCCAGCUACAGAACGAGGUGCGGCUCCUGCGGAAUGAGGUGGCCCAGCUGAAGCAACUACUGCUGGCUCAUAAGGACUGUCCCGUCACCGCUAUCCAGCGACGGACCCAGGAGUUCAUCGACGACAGCCCGAAGGAACUGUGUGAGUCUUCGGGAUCCCCCGUGGCCGUGAUCCAGCGGCCCCCCGCAGUGCUGGGGGCAGAGACCGGAGAUGGGGGGGCUCUACAGCCAACAGGAAACGGCAUCACUCCCACCACCCUGACUCCCCGACCCAAGCCGAGCCCCAGCCCCCACCCUCAUGUCAUCCGUGCUCCUCAGUCCCACCCAGCCGAAAGAUGAUGUGCUGAGGAUCGUGCUUCCCCCCCCUCCCCCUCAGGUAGGGUCGAGAGGCGGGAAGGUCACAUCCCCUAGACUCACAUUUCUGCGGUCCCCCAACUGGGUCCUCUUCUCCCUCCCUCCCUCGCUAAGGACCUGUCGGUGAGGGUGGGGGGGGCACAUGCGAUACGUGUGCUGAGGGUCUGGCAGCAAGGAGGGUGUGUGGUGGUCUGUGGAAAGGCACAACUAUCUGUCUCCCUCACUUUUUCUCCUCUCAUCUCUCUCCUUGCCACCACCCUUUCAUCUCAUUGUACCCUUCUCUCCCUCUCGUUCUCUCCUUCCACUAAGUCUCGCCCCUUUCUGUGUCUGACCCUGCGACUGUGAUGGGAUGGUGUGGAGGGAGAUUCACUCUGUGUCUGACCCUGGGAGUCUGUGAUGGGACAGUGUGGAGGGAGAUUCACUCUGUGUCUGACCCUGGGAGUGUGUGAUGGGACAGUGUGGAGGGAGAUUCACUCUGUGUCUGACCCUGGGAGUGUGUGAUGGGACAGUAUGGAGGGAGAUUCACUCUGUGUCUGACCCUGGGAGUGUGUGAUGGGACGGUGUGGAGGGAGAUUCACUCUGUGUCUGACCCUGGGAGUGUGUGAUGGGACAGUGUGGAGGGAGAUUCACUCUGUCUCUGACCCUGGGAGUGUGUUAUGGGACGGUGUGGAGGGAGAUUCACUCUCUGUCUGACCCUGGGAGUGUGUGAUGGGACAGUGUGGAGGGAGAUUCACUCUGUGUCUGACACUGAGUGUGUGAUGGGACGGUGUGGAGAGAGCUUCACUCUGUGUCUGACCCCGGGAGUGUGUGAUGGGACGGUGUGGAGGGAGAUUCACUCUGUGUCUGACCCCGGGAGUGUGUGAUGGGAUGGUGUGGAGGGAGAUUCACUCUGUGUCUGACCCCAGGAGUGUGUGAUGGGACAGUGUGGAGGGAGAUUCACUCUGUGUCUGACCCCGGGAGUGUGUGAUGGGACGGUGUGGAGGGAGAUUCACUCUGUGUCUGACCCCGGGAGUGUGUGAUGGGACGGUGUGGAGGGAGAUUCACUCUGUGUCUGACCCCGGGAGUGUGUGAUGGGACGGUGUGGAGGGAGAUUCACUCUGUGUCUGACCCCAGGAGUGUGUGAUGGGACGGUGUGGAGGGAGAUUCACUCUGUGUCUGACCCCGGGAGUGUGUGAUGGGACGGUGUGGAGGGAGAUUCACUCUGUGUCUGACCCCGGGAGUGUGUGAUGGGACGGUGUGGAGGGAGAUUCACUCUGUGUCUGACCCCGGGAGUGUGUGAUGGGACGGUGUGGAGGGAGAUUCACUCUGUGUCUGACCCCGGGAGUGUGUGAUGGGACAGUGUGGAGGGAGAUUCACUCUGUGUCUGACCCCGGGAGUGUGUGAUGGGACAGUAUGGAGGGAGAUUCACUCUGUGUCUGACCCUGGGAGUGUGUGAUGGGACGGUGUGGAGGGAGAUUCACUCUGUGUCUGACCCUGGGAGUGUGUGAUGGGACAGUGUGGAGGGAGAUUCACUCUGUCUCUGACCCUGGGAGUGUGUAAUGGGACGGUGUGGAGGGAGAUUCACUCUAUGUCUGACCCUGGGAGUGUGUGAUGGGACAGUGUGGAGGGAGAUUCACUCUGUGUCUGACACUGAGUGUGUGAUGGGACGGUGUGGAGAGAGCUUCACUCUGUGUCUGACCCCGGGAGUGUGUGAUGGGACGGUGUGGAGGGAGAUUCACUCUGUGUCUGACCCCGGGAGUGUGUGAUGGGACGGUGUGGAGGGAGAUUCACUCUGUGUCUGACCCCAGGAGUGUGUGAUGGGACAGUGUGGAGGGAGAUUCACUCUGUGUCUGACCCCGGGAGUGUGUGAUGGGACGGUGUGGAGGGAGAUUCACUCUGUGUCUGACCCCGGGAGUGUGUGAUGGGACGGUGUGGAGGGAGAUUCACUCUGUGUCUGACCCCGGGAGUGUGUGAUGGGACGGUGUGGAG
Messenger RNA from Mobula hypostoma (lesser devil ray), 3877 nucleotides. RefSeq names its product activating transcription factor 7a (gene atf7a). Lineage: Eukaryota; Metazoa; Chordata; Chondrichthyes; Myliobatiformes; Myliobatidae. Gene Ontology annotation, biological process: regulation of transcription by RNA polymerase II. The record is from RefSeq and is a predicted model, not a curated record. The transcript is spliced from 11 exons. Bases 602 to 1894 code for a protein of 430 amino acids. Gene Ontology annotation, molecular function: DNA-binding transcription factor activity, RNA polymerase II-specific; cAMP response element binding.